Messenger RNA from Angiostrongylus costaricensis, 1263 nucleotides. Lineage: Eukaryota; Metazoa; Nematoda; Chromadorea; Rhabditida; Metastrongylidae. The record is from the annotation of a GenBank genome assembly.
AUGUUCCAGGUACUCGAGUAUCUCUCAGCGCAUCCGCUACUCGGUCCGUACAUUCAAAUGGCAGCAAAAAUGGUCGUGUCUAUGUUCUACAUUAUUGUUCUUCUAUUAGUUACGUUGAUGGCGUUCGGUGUUUCACGUCAAGCGAUCACCUAUCCACAUGAGAAAUGGAACUGGUUACUAGUACGAAAUAUCUUUUACAAACCGUAUUUUAUGCUUUAUGGUGAAGUUUACGCUGGUGAAAUUGAUACCUGUGGAGACGAAGGUGAUUUUAUUUGCGUUUGUGACUUUGCUCCCUUGAAUCAAAUUUCAGGAACGAAUUGUGUUCCCGGAGGAUGGAUACCACCAGUUUUGAUGACGAUUUUUCUGUUAGUCGCUAACAUCCUUCUUAUCAAUAUGCUUAUUGCUAUUUUUAAUAACAUCUUUAACGAAACCAACAUUCGAUCACAUGAAGUGUGGCUGUUCCAACGUUACGGGCAGGUGAUGGAAUAUAACGACACACCUCUGCUUCCACCGCCAUUCACCAUUCUGGCCUACAUUGGUCGACUUUUCUGCUUCUGCAAGAAGAAACCACUGAGCAAUGGAAAAGAGCGAGAUGAUGUUGUUACAAACUGCUCAACAAAGCUUCAUCUAAGUGCCGAAGAAUUGCGAGAAUUGCACGACUUUGAAGAGGAUUGCAUGGAUGAGUUGACUAGGAGGAAGCUUCGGAAUGAUAAAGGCAAUUCUGCCGACGUCUGGAUAAAUUCAUUAGAACUGAUUGAAUUGUGUUCGCAGAGGGUGAACGAAGUGCUGCAAGAGAAUUGCUCGCUGAAGAGCCGUCUAUGCGAUAUGGAGGGUCGGUUGGAUCUGAUAAUUAAGAAACAAAUGGAGUUCAUGGAUAUCCUGACAGAGAACAGAAAGGAAUUAGAAGUGAAUGCGAGUGAAAGAAGUACCGGUGGGAGGGGGCCUAACAGGUCUGUAAAAGUAACUGUUACUGCGCCGGAUUUGUGCCUUUUUACCGACCAAAUCCAACCCAGUUCCCUAAAGGAGAAAGCAAAGACACCGUCACCACUUCUUAGUCAUCUAAGAAUGGAUCACACGCUUCGAAAAUAUGAUGAGGCUCGCUACCAGCCAGCAUCGAUCGGGAGGCGACGACGCUUGAACUCUUUAUCGCUUUCUAUCUCACAAGAUAUGAAAGAUAUGGAAAGAUCUCCGAAUGCAAAUGAAAUCGUCACAUCUAAUGACGACACUUCGACCGUUGUCGUGCACGGACGAGAGGAGUCAUAG